Messenger RNA from Rhagoletis zephyria (snowberry fruit fly), 339 nucleotides. NCBI's taxonomy places the organism in Eukaryota, Metazoa, Arthropoda, Insecta, Diptera, Tephritidae. The record is from RefSeq and is a predicted model, not a curated record.
AUGCCAAAAAGUAGCUCUUCAAAUGGCGGCUCAGUCUGGUCACGUCUGGCCACACCAGGCGCCAAGUGGGAAGAUAAGGAUGAAUUCCUCGACGUCAUCUACUGGGGUCGACAGGUGCUCUCAGUGCUGAUGGGCAUCAUCUGGGGCUACCUAGGGCUGACCGGCGCAUUCGGCAUCCUCAGCUUUGUGGCCGCCAACUCUGCCGCUGUUUACAUUUAUUCAUUAAACUUCAACGAGGAGCAGGAGGACGCAAUAACGGGCGUCAAGGAGGGCUUCAUGACUGCAUUCGCCUCCUUUCUCGUCACCUGGAUCAUCAUCUACACGACACUGUACUUCUAA